AUGGUGUAUGGAAAGUCUUGUCACUUACCAGUGGAAACAAAGCAUAAAGCAUAUUGGGCCUUAAAAUUUUUUAACUUUGAUGAAGCUGCAUCUAGAGAGCAAAGGAGGCUGCAGCUAUUGGAGUUGGAAGAGAUGAGAUUAAUUGCAUAUGAAUCUUCAAAGCUGUACAAAGAGAUGGUUAAAAAGUAUCAAGAUAAAAAGCUGGUCAAGAAGGAUUUUCAGCCAGGUCAACAAGUGCUGCUUUUCAAUUCAAGGCUUAAAUUGUUUCCUGGGAAGCUCAAAUCUAAAUGGUCCAGACCAUUUACCAUCAAGAGAGUCCGACCAUACGGAGCAGUGGAGCUUUAUGACCCUCAAGCUAAAGAUAUCGACAGAACAUGGGUGGUGAAUGGACAAAGUCUAAAGUUGUACCAUGGUGGAACCAUUGAGAGAUUAAACACUGUUCUAUACUUUCAAGAAGCAUAA
Glycine soja is the source of this 462-nucleotide messenger RNA. RefSeq lists its product as uncharacterized. Bases 1 to 462 code for a protein of 153 amino acids. The transcript has a single exon. The record is from RefSeq and is a predicted model, not a curated record. Lineage: Eukaryota; Viridiplantae; Streptophyta; Magnoliopsida; Fabales; Fabaceae.